CCUAAGCAGAAGCUUGCGAGGGAUCCGCCAUCAUGGUUGCCUUGUCGCUGAAGAUCUGCGUCCGCCACUGCAAUGUGGUCAAGACCAUGCAGUUCGAGCCCUCCACGGCCGUCUACGACGCCUGCCGGGUCAUACGUGAGCGGGUGCCAGAGGCGCAGAUGGGACAAGCCUCCGACUAUGGGCUGUUUCUCUCCGACGAAGAUCCGCGGAAAGGCAUUUGGUUGGAAGCUGGCAGGACCCUGGAUUACUACAUGCUGCGAAAUGGGGAUAUCUUGGAGUACAAAAAGAAGCAAAGACCGCAGAAGAUACGAAUGCUGGACGGGUCGGUGAAGACGGUGAUGGUGGAUGACUCGAAAACGGUUGGGGAGCUGUUGGUCACUAUUUGCAGCCGGAUAGGGAUCACCAAUUACGAAGAGUACUCCUUAAUCCAGGAGAGCACCGAAGAGAAGAAGGAAGAAGGCACAGGGACAUUGAAGAAAGACCGGACGCUGCUGCGCGACGAGAAGAAGAUGGAGAAGCUGAAGGCGAAGCUGCACACGGACGACGACCUGAACUGGCUGGAUCACAGUCGGACCUUCCGAGAACAAGGAGUGGAUGAGAACGAAACUCUGCUCUUGAGGCGCAAGUUCUUCUACUCGGACCAGAACGUGGAUUCCAGAGACCCUGUUCAGCUCAAUUUGCUUUACGUUCAGGCUCGCGAUGACAUCCUCAACGGCUCCCACCCUGUCUCCUUCGAGAAGGCGUGUGAGUUUGGGGGCUUCCAGGCCCAGAUCCAGUUUGGACCUCAUGUCGAACACAAGCACAAACCUGGAUUUUUAGAUCUAAAGGAAUUCCUUCCUAAAGAAUACAUCAAGCAAAGGGGAGCUGAAAAGAGGAUUUUUCAGGAGCACAAGAACUGUGGCGAGAUGACCGAGAUCGAAGCCAAGGUGAAGUACGUCAAGCUGGCGCGCUCGCUACGAACCUACGGCGUCUCCUUUUUCCUCGUGAAGGAGAAGAUGAAAGGGAAGAACAAACUGGUACCUCGCCUGCUGGGUAUCACCAAGGAGUCGGUGAUGCGUGUGGACGAACGGACCAAGGAGGUGUUGCAAGAGUGGCCGCUGACGACCGUCAAGCGCUGGGCCGCUUCGCCCAAAAGCUUCACACUGGAUUUUGGCGAGUAUCAGGAAAGCUACUACUCAGUACAAACCACGGAAGGCGAGCAGAUCUCUCAGUUAAUUGCCGGUUACAUCGACAUCAUCCUCAAGAAGAAGCAAAGCAAGGACCGCUUCGGCCUGGACGGGGACGAGGAGUCGACCAUGCUGGAAGAAUCGGUAUCACCCAAAAAGUCGACUAUCUUGCAGCAGCAAUUCAACCGGACGGGGAAAGUGGAGCACGGCUCCGUGGCUUUGCCGGCAGUCAUGCGCUCGGGCUCCACCGGGCCGGAGACCUUCAACGUGGGCAGCAUGCCGUCGCCACAGCAACAGGUCACUGUCGGGCAGAUGCACAGGGGCCACAUGCCCCCCCUGACCUCCGCGCAGCAAGCGUUGAUGGGGACCAUCAACACCAGCAUGCACGCCGUUCAGCAGGCGCAAGCGGAUCUCACGGAGGUAGACAGCCUCCCGCCUCUCGGGAAUGACAUGGCAUCCAGGGUUUGGGUGCAGAACAAAGUGGACGAGUCAAAGCACGAAAUCCACUCUCAGGUCGACGCCAUCACGGCCGGAACGGCCUCCGUUGUGAACCUGACAGCAGGCGACCCCGUGGACACGGACUACACGGCGGUGGGAUGCGCCAUCACCACCAUCUCUUCCAACCUCACCGAGAUGUCCAAAGGGGUGAAACUUCUGGCCGCCCUGAUGGACGACGAAGUCGGCAGCGGAGAGGACCUGCUGAAAGCCGCCCGGACCCUGGCAGGGGCCGUUUCGGACCUGCUGAAAGCGGUGGAGCCGACCUCGGGGGAGCCUCGGCAAACCGUCUUGACCGCAGCGGGGAGCAUCGGGCAAGCCAGUGGGGAACUCCUCCGGCAAAUUGGAGAGAACGAAACUGACGAGCGGUUCCAGGACGUGCUGAUGAGUCUUGCCAAAGCCGUGGCCAACGCGGCAGCCAUGCUGGUGCUGAAAGCCAAGAACGUGGCUCAGGUGGCCGAGGACAUGGUUCUGCAGAACAGGGUGAUCGCUGCCGCCACCCAGUGCGCUCUGUCCACCUCUCAGCUGGUCGCCUGCGCAAAGGUGGUCAGCCCACCAUCAGCUCCCGGUGUGUCAGGGCAGCUGAUAGAAGCGGAAACCGGUGGUGGACCCGCUCCGUUAGGGAGAACUUCGCGUCGCGAGCAGCCUGCCAGGCGAUACGGGCUGACAGGCUGCUCAAACAGGUCAGCUGGCGCCGCCAGCGUGGUCACGCAGUUUGCCAGCGGAGGGGAUCGCCAUCACGGCCUUCACGGUGACCAGGCCACGGACACCAUCAUGUGCGUCACCGAGAGCAUCUUCAGCUCCAUGGGGGAUGCUGGUAAGCGGCUUGAAUUUCACGGAGAUGGGGAAGGGUUGCGGGUCUCCCUGUAUAUGUCAACAUUGGCCUACACUGCAGGAGCCAUCCUGGGACUGGCUCCGCCUCCCAUGGAUGCAGAGGAAAUCGACAUGGAGAAUUCAAAGUCCACUACAGCUCUUGUGAAGCUGCUGGCCGAUUCGACAGCCCGGAUGGUUGAAGCGGCAAAGGGGGCUGCAGCCCACCCAGAAAACGAAGAUCAGCAGCAGAGGCUCCGGGAAGCAGCGGAAGGCUUGCGGGUGGCCACCAACGCCGCCGCUCAGAACGCCAUUAAGAAGAAAAUCAUCAACAGAUUAGAGGUGAGAAGAUCAUGUUGCGCAUAAAGCGCGGCGGCGGCUGCCACUCAGACGAUCGCCGCCUCUCAAAACGCGGCCAUUUCAAACAAGAACACGGCCUCUCACCAGCAGCUAGUCCAGAGCUGCAAGAACGUUGCAGAUCACAUCCCCCAGCUGGUCCAGGGCGUGAGGGGGAGCCAAGCCCAGGCUGAGGAUCUCAGCGCGCAGCUCGCCUUGAUAAACUCCAGCCAGAAUUUCCUCCAGCCGGGAAGCAAAAUGGUGGCAUCGGCUAAGGCAGCCGUCCCAACCGUGGCGGAUCAGGCGGCCGCCAUGCAGCUGAGCCAAUGUGCCAAGAACUUGGCCACCAGCCUAGCGGAACUGAGGACAGCCUCCCAGAAGGCGCACGAGGCGUGUGGCCCCAUGGAAAUAGACUCAGCCCUGAACACGGUCCAGACACUCAAAAACGAACUUCAAGAUGCAAAGAUGGCCGCUAUCGAUGGACAGCUGAAACCACUCCCAGGGGAAACGCUGGAGAAGUGUGCGCAGGACUUGGGGAUCACCUCCAAAGCCGUCGGCUCGUCCAUGGCCCAGCUGCUCACCUGCGCGGCCCAAGGCAACGAACAUUACACAGGUGUUGCUGCAGCCAGAGAGACAGCCCAGGCUUUGACAGACUCCUGGGCCCAAGCAUGGCGGCCCAGGCGUGGCCGAGCCUCCACCAGCUGAAUUCCCGUGAGAGCACCUGCACAUGCCAUGUUGCUUGGAUCUCCGGCCAGGGACGUCAUGGAAGGCUCGGCGAUGCUCAUUCAAGAGGCCAAGCAGGCCCUGGUGGCCCCAGGAGACGCAGAGAGCCAGCAGAGGCUGGCACAGGUGGCCAAGGCGGUCUCUCACUCCUUGAACAACUGCGUGAAUUGCCUGCCCGGCCAGAAGGACGUGGACAUGGCUCUGAAGAGCAUCGGUGAAUCUAGCAAGAAGCUGCUGGUGGAGUCGCUGCCUCCCAGUUCAAAAUCAUUCCAAGAGGAGCUCCAAGCCCGAGGCUAGAACCAGAGCUCGCGGCCGAGCCUGAACCAGUCCGGUAGGGAGAGAGGUGGUCUGCCAGCCUUGUAGGCCAGGGAGAAGCCAGAGGCCGGAGAGCUGGCCGCGGCUUCCGGGAAGUUUAGUGAGGAUUUCGAUGAGUUUCUGGAUGCCGGGAUUGAAAUGGCCGGGCAAGCUCAGACUAAAGAGGACCAGAUUCAGGUGAUUGGGAACCUGAAAAACAUCUCCAUGGCUUCCAGCAAACUGCUCUUGGCGGCCAAGUCUCUGUCGGUGGAUCCCGGAGCUCCCAACGCCAAGAACCUGCUGGCCGCCGCUGCAAGGGCUGUGACUGAAAGUAUAAACCAGUUGAUUACUUUGUGCACCCAGCAAGCACCUGGGCAGAAGGAGUGUGACAACGCUCUCCGGGAGCUGGAGGUGCUUGGAGAGGCGAUGGCCGGGAUUUCUCAGAACGCCAAGAUGGGGGACCUGCCCGUCUUCGGGGACUGCGUCGGGGUGGCCUCCAAGGCCCUCUGUGGCCUCACUGAAGCAGCGGCCCAGGCGGCUUACCUGGUGGGCAUCUCCGAUCCAAACAGCCAGGCUGGCCAGCAGGGGCUUGUGGACCCGAUCCAGUUCGCCAGGGCCAACCAGGCUAUCCAAAUGGCGUGUCAGAACUUGGUAGACCCAGCAAGUAGCCCAUCCCAGGUUUUAUCAGCUGCAACAAUUGUGGCCAAGCACACUUCCGCUCUGUGCAACGCUUGCCGAAUUGCGUCCUCGAAGACAGCCAACCCGGUCGCGAAGAGGCACUUUGUGCAGUCGGCGAAGGAGGUUGCAAACAGUACGGCCAACCUGGUUAAAACGAUCAAGGCCUUGGAUGGGGACUUCUCAGAAGACAAUCGGACAAAGUGCCGCAUUGCCACCGCCCCGCUGAUCGAAGCCGUGGAGAAUCUGACGGCCUUUGCCUCCAACUCCGAGUUUGUCAGCAUCCCAGCCCAGAUCAGCACGGAGGGUUCACGCGCUCAGGAGCCCAUCCUCACCUCGGCCAAGACCAUGCUGGAGAGCUCCUCGUCCCUGAUCAAAACCGCCCGCUCGCUGGCCAUCAACCCAAAGGACCCGCUGACCUGGUCUGUCCUCGCCAGCCACUCCCACACCGUCUCGGAGUCCAUCAAGAGCCUCAUCACUUCCAUCCGAGACAAAGCCCCCGGCCAGAGGGAGUGCGACUACUCCAUUGACGGGAUCAACAGGUGUAUCCGGGAUAUCGAACAGGCCUCUCUUGCCUCCGUCAGUCAGAACCUGGCCACCAGGGACGACAUUUCUGUAGAGGCCCUGCAGGAGCAGCUGACGUCCGUCGUGCAGGAAAUCGGGCAUCUCAUAGACCCCAUCGCCACUUGACCCCAGGGAGAAACACGCUUUGCUUCCGGGCUUCCAAGGUGAAGAGUGACUCAGCUGGCAAGCUAUUUUGAGCCGCUGGUCCUGGCUGCUGUCGGAGUGGUCUCCAAACUGAUGAAUCACCAGCAGCAGAUGACCCUGCUGGACCAGACCAAGACUCUGGCAGAGUCCGCCCUGCAGAUGCUCUACGCGGCCAAGGAAGGAGGAGGGAAUCCCAAGGCUUCGCACACGCAUGACGCCAUCACGGAAGCGUCUCAGCUGAUGAAGGAAGCCGUGGACGACAUCAUGGUGACCUUGAACGAAGCGGCCAGCGAAGUGGGCAUGGUGGGAAACAUGGUGGACUCCAUAGCUGAGGCCAUGAGCAAGCUGGAUGAGGGCACGCCGCCAGAGCCCAAAGGGUCAUUUGUCGAUUACCAGACCACUGUGGUCAAGUACUCCAAAGCAAUUGCUGUCACAGCCCAGGAAAUGAUGACCAAAUCAGUCACCAACCCGGAGGAGCUGGGAGGCCUGGCUUCACAAAUGACCACAGACUACGGGCACUUGGCGUUCCAGGGGCGAAUGGCGGCCGCCACCACGGAGCCGGAGGAGAUAGGCUUCCAGAUCCGGACCCGGGUGCAAGAACUUGGCCACAGCUGCAUCUUCCUGGUCCAGAAGGCCGGCGCUCUGCAGAUCUGCCCCACAGAUGCUUACACAAAAAGGGAGCUGAUUGAAUGUGCCCGUGCCGUCAGCGAAAAGGUGUCCCUGGUCCUCUUGGCCCUCCAGGCCGGGAACAAAGGCACGCAGGCCUGCAUCACCGCCGCCAGCGCCGUCUCAGGGAUCAUCGCGGACUUGGACACCACCAUCAUGUUCGCCACGGCCGGGACCCUAAAUGCCGAAAACAACGGAGCUUUCUUGAUUCGCCCAUGAAACCACAGGGAAAAUAUUCUGAAAGGCAGCCAAAGGCGUUGAGUCGAGAGACCGCGAAGCUCUUAAUUGUCGAGAGUAGCGUCCAGCCAGGAGAAACUUCAGCGCGAAAGCGUGACAGUCCUCAGCCAGCCUUGCGAUCACUCCAGCUACCGCCAGAAUUGGGUGAAGCUGGGAGCCGCCAGCUUAGGUUCCCACGACCCUGAAACACAGGUAGUCCUGAUCAACGCCAUUAAGGACGUGGCGAAGGCUUUGUCGGAACUCAUCGGGGCCACCAAAGGAGCCGCCAGCAAGCCGGCCGACGACCCGUCCAUGUACCAGCUCAAGGGAGCUGCCAAGGUGAUGGUGACGAACGUCACGUCUCUUCUGAAGACGGUGAAAGCCGUGGAAGACGAAGCCACGCGUGGGACGAGGGCCCUGGAGGCCACGAUCGAGUGCAUCAAGCAAGAGCUUGCGGUGUUCCAGUCAAAGGAGGUCCCCGAGAAGACGUCCUCGCCGGAAGAAUCGAUCCGGAUGACGAAAGGCAUCACCAUGGCAACAGCCAAAGCGGUGGCAGCCGGCAACUCCUGCCGGCAGGAAGAUGUGAUCGCCACGGCCAACCUGAGCCGCAAGGCGGUGGCUGAGAUGCUGACGGCUUGCAAGCAAGCUUCUCACCACCCCGAAGUGAGCGAAGACGUUCGGGCAAGAGCAUUGCAUUAUGGGACAGAGUGCACCCUGGGAUACCUGGAGCUUCUGGAACACGUCCUCAUGAUACUCCAGAAGCCCACCCCGGAGUCGAAGCAGCCGCUGGCGUCCUUGUCCAAACGUGUUGCUGGUGCCGUCACAGAACUCAUACAGUCGACCGAAGCAAUGAAAGGCACUGAAUGGGUUGAUCCAGAGGACCCCACGGUUAUCGCUGAGACGGAGCUAUUGGGGGCUGCGGCCUCCAUUGAAGCCGCGGCUAAGAAGCUGGAACAGCUGAAGCCGAGAGCCAAGCCGAAGCAGGCGGACGAGACUCUGGACUUUGAAGAACAGAUCCUCGAAGCCGCCAAAUCCAUCGCAGCCGCCACCAGUGCCCUCGUCAAGUCAGCAUCCGCCGCUCAGCGGGAGUUGGUGGCUCAGGGAAAGGUCGGGGCAAUCCCUGCCAACGCUGCUGACGACGGGCAGUGGUCUCAAGGACUCAUUUCCGCAGCUCGAAUGGUAGCAGCCGCAACCAGCAACCUGUGUGAAGCAGCCAACGCUUCGGUCCAAGGCCACGCCAGCGAGGAGAAGCUGAUCUCCUCGGCCAAACAAGUCGCCGCCUCCACCGCCCAACUGCUGGUGGCUUGCAAAGUGAAGGCCGAUCAGGACUCGGAGGCGAUGAGGCGGCUCCAGGCUGCAGGCAACGCCGUCAAGCGAGCGUCCGACAACUUGGUCAGGGCGGCCCAGAAAGCGGCAUUUGGUAAAGCCGACGAUGAUGACGUGGUGGUCAAAACCAAGUUUGUGGGCGGCAUCGCACAGAUCAUCGCGGCGCAGGAAGAGAUGCUCAAGAAGGAACGCGAGCUGGAAGAAGCGCGGAAGAGGCUGGCCCAGAUCCGCCAGCAGCAGUACAAGUUCCUCCCGACCGAACUGCGGGAAGACGAGGGCUAAGGCGCCAAGGACGUUUUCUUUGGGGAAAUGAGCCAAAGGGGCACGCUGUGGAGGAACUCUGCCCAGCACUGGCCUGAGAGUGGAGUUUGCAGGGGUCUCGCGACAGAGCGCGGCUGCCGCGAGGCAGUUCUGGAGGCUCUUCGCGCCGCUUCGGUGCAUUGAGAUACCUCCAGCAGCGAUGAUGGUACAGUAUUGAGGUCGCCCUCCUCCUUCCUCUCUUUGGUGUAUCUCAGGAGAGAGAGAGAGAGAACGCCUCGCUUUUCUACAAAGGGGUUAUAAAGUCAGUAUUAUCUCAUAACCUGAAGUUUGACCUAUUUAUUACUCUAUUUGACCUGUGUUUAAGGACUUUGGUAUUAUAUAAUACAUAGGAACCCAGUGUUAAGAAGUCAGCGUCUCCAAUAAGCUACCCAGGCGACACGAGGGCUGGGGAGGUAACUUCCUCUCUCUUUCCUCCCAAGACCAAGGCUACGGCAGCUGUGGUGUUUGCAAGAACCUGACGUAUGAAUGUGUGGUCUCGCCGAGAGCGUUCUGGUGACGGGGGUCCCUCUCGAAUCGGAGGACCCUUCUCGGUACCUGUUUGCACUAGAAGUUUCAUUUCAGCACAGUGUCCGUGGUCACUAUUCUCCUGCUUUUGUACAGUGGGGUGUUUUUUUUGGGGGGGGGGGUGUUGGGUUUCUGGCCCGUGAAGGAUUAUGGGGAGCCGCCCUUUUUUGGAGAACGAAUAACUCAAGGAAGAGGAAAUCGUCUGUGUGUGGUGUUAAAACUCCAGGCUCUUGAAGGAAAAUGCCUUUUUGUUUUAUAUACCUCUCCAAAAUGAUCCAAAAAGCAAAUUCUCAGCAUUAAAACGCAUUUACUUCCCUCUCUUGUUUAUGUGAAGACUGGUUUGUGUUGUGGGAGUGGUACAGACCCAAACAAGAUACUUGGCUGCAUCAUGCCGCAUCGUGCUGGCAGGGGAUGAUGGGAACUGUAGUCCAUAACAUCUGGAGGGCUGCAAGUUUGACACCUAUGAUCUAUACUGUUCAAGCCAAAAUUGCCCAAAGCAGAAAUUUGAAUUGUCUGGAUAGUUGAGCCGCUCCUGAAUUUGUGCUGUGUUUCGGUGGAACAUUAGGAUACCAAGAGGACUUGUUAGCGUUUAUCUGCAUUUAUUCUCUCUGUGGCUUCAUUUCACUCUCUUUAUACAUUUGUAGGCCAAGCAGGGGAAAUAAGAAGCUGUUUUUUGUGAACUGUGAAGGAAAAUGUUUGGAAAUUGCAACCACCCACCCAAAAUAGUGGUUUCUGGUACAGAGUCAUUACAUUUGUAUCUAAAGGGCAGCUUCUAGAAAAUAAAAAAUAUGCCGUUCCAAA
Molecule: messenger RNA, 9041 nt
Organism: Sphaerodactylus townsendi
Lineage: Eukaryota; Metazoa; Chordata; Lepidosauria; Squamata; Sphaerodactylidae
Gene: TLN2
Product: talin 2
Biological process (GO): cell-cell adhesion
Cellular component (GO): ruffle; cytoskeleton; focal adhesion
Molecular function (GO): actin filament binding; integrin binding; structural constituent of cytoskeleton
Source: RefSeq, a predicted model, not a curated record